CAAGUUAAAAUCCACUGAUAAAAUGCAGGUUAAAAUUGACCAUUAUGCUACUGAUCCUCUUCACUCAUGAAUCUAGGAUAUCGGAGACUACAAAAGGGUUAAAGUCCUGCCAUAAAGUUGAGAAAGAAGCUAGAGAGAGGUGGAGUUUAACUUUUUUUUAAAGCCUGUGCUCACAUGAACUCUCACAUUUACUUCCUGGAGAGCAAAUCCUACCAGCUGUAUCUGCAGAUGAAAGGAUUUCUGGAGAAGGGGAGGAGGAAUCCGGUCGACAAACCAGCACUCAGCAAUUACGGGGUUCACCCUCAUUUUGCCAAGUUGGACAAGAAGAAUUGAAAACCACCAAAGGACCUGAAAUCCACUGAUGAAUUGACAUCCACCAAGCAACUGAAGAAGUUGAAAGUGACGUCUGAAAAAAUCUGGACUCAAUUUCAUACCCUUCUCCUCUAUUGCUUAGGUUCAGUUCAACAUGGAUGUUGGUUGUUACCUCCAACGCAUCGGAUACCAAGGUCCUACCCAACCAUCUUGGGAGACCUUGUUUGGUCUUCACCGCUGCCACCUCCUCUCUGUGCCCUUUGAGAGUCUCAGCAUCCACUGUGGAGAACCCAUCACUCUGGAUUUACCCCACAUCUAUGAAAAGAUCAUCCGGCGUCACCGAGGCGGCUUCUGCUAUGAGCUGAAUGGACUUUUCCUGUGGCUACUGAAAACCUUGGGAUUUGAGGCCAAAGGUGUGUCUGGACGUGUCCGAAACCGCAUCACCGGGUGUUACGGUCCUCCCUUGGACCACUUGGUGAUUUGGGUUCAGCUGGACGGGAACCACCUACUUUGUGAUGUUGGAUUUGGUGAAGGGUUCAUGGAUCCAUUAGUGCUGAAACCAAACAUGGAGCAAGUCCAGGAUGGUGGUAUUUUCCAGCUGGGUCUGACUGGGGACAUCUGGGUCUUGGAAAGACGAGUUGUGUCUGGAAAAGAGGGGAGGCCCUUAUAUAAGUUCACCCUUGAAGAGAAGAAACUGGAUGACUUUACUGACAUGUGCCUCUACCACCAGACUUCACCCAGCUCCGUUUUCACAUGCAAAUCCUUUUGCUCGUUGCACAAAGAAGAUGGUGGGCGCCUGACCUACAUAGGUUGGCGUCUCAUCACUACAAGAGGAGAAGAACGUACAGAGACCACUCUGGAUGGCUCUGAUAUUCUAGCAGUACUCAGUGAAAAAUUUGGAAUCAAACUCCAGAAGACCAUGAAACCCAAAGAUGAACAAAUUCUGCCUCCUUCUGAGGAAAACUUUUGAUGGAGAAAUUGAAUUGUUAUUCUAUUGAUACCGUGAUAAGAUUUUGGAGCUGGUCAAUACUGGAGCAUAGAUAAAACACUUCUUAAAAGGACAAUCCACAAAUAAUCUGGUUAGUAUGGGCACCCAGAAUCCGCACUUGCCAUACUGGCGUGAGAAUUUUGAGCAUUGUCUCAAUAAAAGAAGCUUCUCUGA
Messenger RNA from Anolis sagrei ordinatus, 1474 nucleotides. Its product is annotated as arylamine N-acetyltransferase, pineal gland isozyme NAT-10-like. The record is from RefSeq and is a predicted model, not a curated record. NCBI's taxonomy places the organism in Eukaryota, Metazoa, Chordata, Lepidosauria, Squamata, Anolidae. Gene Ontology annotation, molecular function: arylamine N-acetyltransferase activity.